AUGGCCUGCUGGCAUGACCGCCCUGCGACCGCCCCUCUGCUGUACCCUGUCUUGAUCUGCUUGCUGACGGUCCUGCCUCGUCUCAUUCUUGCGCUGCAAUCUGUGCCCGGAUCUCCCUGCGAAUCUGUAUGCACUGUCGCGGGCAGUCUCGAAGACGACGUCAUCUGUCUCGACGCCGACUACAAGUCCCUCGACAACGGGCGGAAGCUCCAGAAAUGCGUGGCAUGUCAGCUCAACAGCACGGCUGUGGACUCGAGUAACAAUGAGACGGACGUUGGAUGGGCUUUAUUGGCCCUUCGUUAUACCCUCGCCGGAUGCAUGUUCGCCAUUCCCGAGCAGCACAUCUCGAUCAGCAGUCCCUGUCAAGUCAGCUGCGCCGUCUUGAACGCCUCCAUCGGCUACCAAGUAAGAAACGACAGUUCCAGCGCGCCCACCAAUGACUUUUGCAAUGUUGGCCGAUUCGACGAUGCCGACAUCAACAAGUGUGCCUUCUGUUACAGCUUCAUCCCUCAGCAAUUGUUCCUCGCCAAUUUUCUGCAAGCUUUGCAUAUUGUUUGUCGUCAGCCACCAACGCCCGGGAAACCGUUUUAUCCCGAUGCAGAUGCAAUAUUCAACGAAACCCUGAUAGCAGGACCGAGCACGUCCUCGGGCCAUUCUGGCAGUAGCUCCGGUCUGCAUGGAUGGAAACUCGGGGUGGCCAUUGCACUGCCUAUUGUUGGUGGCAUCCUACUCAUUGGGGGCACCUGCUGGGGAUGCUUCGUGUUUACGCGCAAGCGACGCCAGAAAAUGGCCCGGACCGGUCGCAUGAGCAAAGUUCAUGAUGCCUACGCCGGAGGAGGGAGUAUGUACAGUCCUAUGUCUGCCAAAGCCGACCCUCCAUGGGGCCACGCCGAGCCGCCACGAGAAAUGCACGCCAUCAGUCCGACAAUCUCGCAUCACGCGAAACAUCAUAGCCCCGGACUCGCGCAAGGCCGCUGGAGUCAUCAGCCCGGAGAGCCGGAGCAGGUAACUCCAUUACGGACCAGUUUUCAACGCGAUGAUGUUGGACCAGGCCCCGGCCAGAUCCACGACCCUGACUUGCAUGAGCAAUUUUUCGCCGUGGGCGACGACCCAGACCAUGUCCCUGAGCCGCCUUCUGGACAGGGUCACCACGACCCUCAUCACACUUACGACCCGCAUGGACAGCAAUAUCAUGCCUAUGGUGGACAGGAGCAGGGCCGGUUUAUCUGA
This is a messenger RNA of Exophiala dermatitidis NIH/UT8656, 1230 nucleotides long. RefSeq lists its product as uncharacterized. The record is from RefSeq and is a predicted model, not a curated record. NCBI's taxonomy places the organism in Eukaryota, Fungi, Ascomycota, Eurotiomycetes, Chaetothyriales, Herpotrichiellaceae. The coding region runs from base 1 to 1230 and encodes 409 amino acids. The transcript has 3 exons.